AUGCUAAUGGGUACUGUCGGUUGUGGAAUAAAUUUAAUCGUAUUCACUCGAAAAAAUCUACGAAAAAAUCCAUGUUCAAUCUAUUUCAUUGCAUAUAAUGUUGCUAAUUUAGGAUUCAUUUAUGCUUUGUUAUUAUCAGCAACCAUGGAAGAAGGAUAUAACAUUGAUGUUAGUAUACAGAGUCUGAUCAUUUGCCGUCUACGUCUAUAUACUGGUAUUUUAUUCGAUGUUCUCAGCCCAUUUUAUUUGAUUUUGGCUUCAAUCGAUCGAAUACUGGUCACUUCACAGGAUGCACUCGUUAGACAAAAAAGUACGCGACGUCUCGCUCUUUUAAGUGUGAUAGGUGGGACAUUAUUUUGGACAUUAUUUCAAAGUCAUGCAUUAGUAUUAACAAAUAUUAUCCAACUUGGUCCUAAUCUAUUUGUUUGUUAUUUUCAACCGGGUGUUUAUUUGGAUUUCUUCACUUUUUAUGCGAUUCUGAAACAGUUUGUAUUCUUCUCACUAAUGAUUAUAUGUGGAAUAUGGUCGAUCAAAAAUAUUCGAAAUCUACAACGUAUUCGGAUUGCUCCUGAUUUAUCUGUCAGUCGAACUGUUGUUGAAAAUAGCUCACAAGCUACUGCAAAGAAAGAUCGUCAAAUGAUUCUCAUGUUACUCAUAGAUAUCAUUAUUUCUGCACUAUUCAGUUUUGUUUAUGCGAUCUAUCUGUUAUAUUUACAAAUAACACAAAACUACAAUAAAACGACUGACCGCACGGAAAUUGAAGAUCGUAUUGGAUAUUUAUGUCUAUUUUGUAUUGGUAUACCAUAUUGUGUUAGUUGUUAUGCAAACUUAAUUGUUUCGAAAACGUUUCGAAACGAAGUUAAGAAAGUAUUUCUAUGCGGAUAA
This is a messenger RNA of Adineta steineri, 885 nucleotides long. The record is from the annotation of a GenBank genome assembly. Lineage: Eukaryota; Metazoa; Rotifera; Eurotatoria; Adinetida; Adinetidae.